This is a messenger RNA of Rhizopus microsporus ATCC 52813, 1178 nucleotides long. Its product is annotated as zf-DHHC-domain-containing protein. Bases 257 to 1027 code for a protein of 256 amino acids. The transcript has 7 exons. Gene Ontology annotation, molecular function: palmitoyltransferase activity. NCBI's taxonomy places the organism in Eukaryota, Fungi, Mucoromycota, Mucoromycetes, Mucorales, Rhizopodaceae. The record is from RefSeq and is a predicted model, not a curated record.
CUCUUUUUUACUUUAUUUUUCUUUUUGCAACAUAUUCUCGAUGACAAAAAUUGUAGAUAAAGCAAUACUAGGCAUAGGUCCUAUCUUUAUAGUAAUAGCAGUAGGACUGCUUGAUAUGUGUGUACUUGCUUACUAUUUGGUUGUAUUUCCAUACAGUCAUCCAUGGACAGAUACCUCUUUAAUCUACAAAAUAUACAACUGUUUUGUCUUGAUGUUCACUCUUUAUAUUGUAUACUCAAUACACUUUCAUUAUUAUAUGGCUAUCACUACACCACCGGGAGAUAUGAAAGAAUAUAAAAAAUAUAAAGAAGAAACAGAGGAAGAGAGUAAUGCCUCAAUGAGAACAAUGUUGUUGGAAAUGGAAGAACAUGCCCAAUUCCCAAAGACAUGUAAAAAAUGCCACUUACCAAAACCAGAAAGGGCUCACCACUGCAGUGUAUGCAACACCUGUAUAUUAAAAUUUGACCAUCACUGCCCAUGGAUUCAUAAUUGUGUUGGGCACUUUAAUCAUCGAUAUUUUGUAUUGUUUAUGACAUAUCUCGUAUUCGCAGCUGUAUAUUUUGUCAUAUGCGGAUGGAGACCGUUUAUGCUCUGCAUGGAUUUUACAGAUCUUGAUUGGCCCUACUAUUUUCCUAGAGCAUUGCUUGCAUUUUCGUUUAUAUUGGCUGUUUGUAUGGGACUUGCUAUAGGCGCUUUAUGCGGAUGGCAUUACUAUUUGAUUAUGACAGCUCAGACGACAGUCGAAUUCUAUAAUAAUCACUAUGACAGAGCAGUUUGUAAAUCACAGGGAGAAAUAUUUGUAAACAUGUAUGAUUUCGGUAUUUUAGAGAAUUUGAAACGUUUCUUCAAUGUUUGCGAUCAAUACCCUUGGUACAAUAUAUUUUUGCCGAUCCCUGUUCCCCCAAGAGGCACAGGAAGAGUAUUUGAAAAAUGUCAAGAGUUCUAUACAUUACCUGAAUCAAGUCAAAGAGCUCAUAUUAUAUCGCAACAAGAGUGUCAAGACAUUGAAGACCUUAAGGAUAUUUAAUAAAUAUAUAGAAUGAAUUAUUCCCAAUUCACGCGAAAAUAUAGCAAUAUACUAUCUUUCCGUCAUUUUUCCGCCUUUUUUCUAUCCUCUCUUUUUCCUACUAUGGAACUUCUUUCAGGACUCUAGCAUUUCUUUUUUAAAUGAAAAAGCG